AUGGAUGAUAUUCAACAAUGUUCACAUGUGAUUGUUAUGGCGGCAACAAAUCGACCAAAUUCAUUUAAUCCAGCACUUCGUCGUUUUGAUCUAGAAAUUAAUAUUGAUAUUCCUGAUGUUGUUGACCGUUUAGAAAUUCUUUGUAUACAUACAA
Molecule: messenger RNA, 154 nt
Organism: Rotaria sordida
Lineage: Eukaryota; Metazoa; Rotifera; Eurotatoria; Philodinida; Philodinidae
Source: the annotation of a GenBank genome assembly